GAGAGGGCCCUUGGACCAGAGCAUCCCUAUACUCUCAGCGGCAUCAACCACCUUGGUGUGGUGCUGGAACGACAGGGCAAGUAUAAAGAGGCUGAGGCCAUGCAUCACCGAGCACUAGAAGGCAGAAAGAAGGCCUUGGGAUCAGACCAUCCCAACACUCUUACUAGUGUCAGUAACCUUGCUACAGUGCUUGACCGAGAGGGCAAGUACAAAGAGGCUGAAGCUAUGCACCGGCGAGCAUUAGAAGGCUUUGAGAGGGCCCUAGGAUCAGACCAUCCCGACACUCUUACUAGUGUCAGCAACCUUGGUUCAGUGCUUGAACGACAGGGUGAGUACAAAGAGGCUGAAGCCGUGCACUGGCGAGCAUUAAAAGGGUAUGAGAAGGUCCUAGGACCAGAGCAUCCCUAUACUCUUAGUGGCCUCAGCCACAUUGGUUUCGUGCUUGAACGACAGGGCAAGUAUGGAGUGGCCGAAUCCAUGCAUCGACGAGCGUUAGAAGUCUAUGAGAAGGCUCUGGGAAAGGAGCACCCCUAUACUCUCACUAGUCUCAACAACCUUAGUUCAGUACUUGAACGACAGGGCAAUUAUGGAGAGGCUGAGGCCAUGCAUCGACGAGCAUUAGAAGGCUAUGAGAAGGCUCUAGGACCAGAGCAUCCCUAUACUCUUAGCGGCCUCAGCCACAUUGGUUUAGUGCUUGAACGGCAGGGCAAGUAUAGAGUGGCCGAAUCCAUGCAUCGACGAGCGCUAGAAGGCCGAACGAAGGCCCUUGGACCAGAGCAUCCUUAUACUCUCACCAGUGUCAACAACCUUGGUUUAGUGCUUGAACGGCAGGGCAAGUAUGAAGAGGCCGAAUCCAUGCAUCGACGAGCGCUAGAAGGCCGAACGAAGGCCCUUGGACCGGAGCACCCCGACACUCUCACCAGUGUCAACAACCUUGGUUCAGUGCUUGGACGGCAGGGCAAGUAUGGAGAGGCCGAAUCCAUGCAUCGACGAGCGCUAGAAGGCCGAACGAAGGCCCUUGGACCGGAGCACCCCGACACUCUCACCAGUGUCAACGACCUUGGUUCAGUGCUUGGACGGCAGGGCAAGUAUGGAGAGGCCGAAUCCAUGCAUCAACGAGCGCUAGAAGGCCGAGCGAAGGCCCUUGGACCGGAGCACCCCGACACUCUCAGCAGUGUCAACGACCUUGGUUCAGUGCUUGAACGGCAGGGCAAGUAUAGAGUGGCCGAAUCCAUGCAUCGACGAGCGCUAGAAGGCCGAACGAAGGCCCUUGGACCAGAGCAUCCUUAUACUCUCACCAGUGUCAACAACCUUGGUUUAGUGCUUGAACGGCAGGGCAAGUAUGAAGAGGCCGAAUCCAUGCAUCGACGAGCGCUAGAAGGCCGAACGAAGGCCCUUGGACCGGAGCACCCCGACACUCUCAGCAGUGUCAACGACCUUGGUUCAGUGCUUGGACGCCAGGGAAAGUACGAAAGAGGCUGA
Messenger RNA from Aspergillus novofumigatus IBT 16806, 1482 nucleotides. Its product is annotated as TPR-like protein. Lineage: Eukaryota; Fungi; Ascomycota; Eurotiomycetes; Eurotiales; Aspergillaceae. The record is from RefSeq and is a predicted model, not a curated record. Gene Ontology annotation, molecular function: protein binding. Gene Ontology annotation, cellular component: kinesin complex. The transcript has a single exon. The annotation marks the transcript as partial.